Lactuca sativa (garden lettuce) is the source of this 859-nucleotide messenger RNA. Its product is annotated as egg cell-secreted protein 1.2. Gene Ontology annotation, biological process: double fertilization forming a zygote and endosperm. The record is from RefSeq and is a predicted model, not a curated record. Lineage: Eukaryota; Viridiplantae; Streptophyta; Magnoliopsida; Asterales; Asteraceae.
AGUAUUUAUUCAAUGCAUUUAAUAUUCAAUGAUUAUUUUAUUCCAUAAGCACCUCUACAUAUGCACCGCAUAGUGUCAAACGUAGUUCCUUAUAUAUAUAACCCCUCAACAAAGCCCUGAAAUUCAAAGUAAAUUCCUAAUCUCAUCUGAUCAUGUCUACUAUAAAGGUUCUUCUUAUCUCACUACUUCUACUAUCAUUCCUUGUUACUACCGAAGUUGGUUCAACAGCUCUGAAAAUGCAUGUGAUCAAGCCUGGCGAAGGUCUGGUCGCAAGACUUCAGGGAGAAAAGGAUGGAGGGCUAAUGGACUGUUGGAAUGCAUUAUUAGAGUUGAAAUCCUGCACGAAUGAAAUCAUACUUUUCUUUCUUAACGGAGACAGCUACUUGACAAUGGAGUGUUGCAGAGCCAUUCGUGUCAUCACUUAUGGGUGCUGGCCUUCAAUGCUUACUUCUCUUGGCUUCACGUCUGAAGAAGGUGAUAUUCUUAAAGGUUAUUGUGGUGGCUCGCCUCUGCCACAACCUGUUAUGCUUGAAGGUCUACAUGUAUGAGAUGAUGUAAUAUAUAUGCGCUUUAAUAAUGUUUAAAAUAAAAACUCCAAGGUGAUAUGAGUCUUGAAUUAUGAAGAAAGUUUCUGUUUAUGUUAAACCUAAGUGCUUCUUACAUACUUGUUAUUGUGAUGGUGUUCAUCAUCUAUUCUUGAUUAUUUUAAAUUUAGUAAGUCAAAUUACCACCAAGUUGCCUGUUUGCUUUUGGAUGACUAUGAAAAUUCAAUCAAGUUUGGUUCGUUUUUGUUAAUUAACAUUGUGUAUUAACAUAAUAACAUUCCAAAUUCAUGUUAGGCUUCUGUCUAUUGGCAAUU